AAGAGGAUCAAACUUUUAGUGCAGCAGCAGCUGCGUGUUGUUGUUAUCAGGACUUUAACUGGAGAUGAAGAUGUUGCUGCCACUCCUGCUCCUCGUACUCGUUUCCCAGCAUGCCCUUGCUCCGGUAGUGGAGGUGUAUGAGGGGGAAAAAUCUGUCCUGUUGCCUUGCAAGUACUCAGGUUUUAUACCUGAGGAAAAUCCCACAGUGCUGUGGACUCGCAAUGAUCUCAACCCCAAAUCUGUCCACCUACGACGAGAGGAAACAGAUGAUCUGAAAGGGCAAAACCAGCGUUACAGCGGGCGCACAUCAAUGAGGCCUGAUGCUCUGGACACUUUAGACUUCAGCCUCACGCUGAGAAAACCCCAAAUGACUGAUAGUGGCAACUACACCUGCUCCAUCGGAAAUGAAAGGGCAGAACUGAAACUGACCGACGUACAGCUGCAUGUCAAAGAUCAGCAGGUGGAGGUGAAGGUGGAGGAAGGAUCAGACUCUAUCAUCCUGCCCUGCAAAACAAAACAAAACAUACCCGAGGCCACCAGAGUGGAGUGGACUCGCUCUGACCUCGGUCUCAUGGUGGUCCGUGAGUAUUCAAACCAAAGUGGCCAACUUAUGACUCAGGAUGAAGUUUAUAGGGACCAAACAAAGAUGAAUGAAGACCUGCUGAGAACUGGAGACCUCAGUCUGACCCUGAAAAACCCCACAGAGAGAGACAGUGGAGGAUACAUCUGCACCAUCUACAGGGAAAAAGACAUCCUGAGACAGAAAGUAGUGCUGCAGGUCAAAGAACCAUUUCCAUCCUGGGCCAAAGCUCUCCUGGUUCUCCUGGUUCUUCUUCUAGUAGUAUCUGUGGGUCUUAUAUUUCAUUUCCGGCACUAUUUCAUGUCAGUGAUUCCAGUGAAGGUGGAGGUGGAGGAUAGGGAAACAUCUGUCACGCUGCCCUUCAAAACCACAAAAAUCCUGUUGGACGGAAUUCAAGUGAUAUGGGAACGUUACGAGCCGUUCCAGAAGGCUCACGUGUUUACGAACGGCCAAAACCAAUAUGAAGAACAGCACAAGGUUUACGAAGGCCGAACUGUGAUGAAUGACAAACCGCUGGAAACUGGAGACCUCAGUCUGACCCUGAAAUACCCCACAGAUGCUGACAGUGGAGAGUACAAGUGUUUGGUCUGGAGGAAGGGAACCUUCAUCAGAAAGAAAACUGUGCUGCUCAAAGUCAAAGUCUGUCAGGUGCAGUUUAAGGUGGGGGCGGAGUCUCUCCAGCUGCCCUUCAUAACCACAGAAAACCUGCCUGAAGAUACUAAAGUGGAGUGGAAACACAAAGAGCCUGAACCAUCACUGAAUGUCAACGUGUAUAAGAACGGCUCUGACCAGCAUGAAGAACAGCACGAGGUUUACGAAGGCCGAACUGUGAUGAAUAAAGAACCGCUGGAAACUGGAGACCUCAGUCUGACCCUGAAACAGCCCACAGUUGAUGACAGUGGAGAGUACAAGUGUUUGGUCUGGAGGAAGGGAAACUUAAUCAGAAAGAAAACUGUGCUGCUCAGAGUCAAAGUCUCUCAGGUGCAGUUCUUGAUGCGGGCGGAGUCUGUCCAGCUGCCCUUCAUAACCACACAAAACCUGCCUAAAGAUGCUGAGGUGAGGUGGAUACGUGAAGAAUCAGGUCCAUCAGUGAUGGUCCACGUGUAUAAGAAACCCUCAGACCAGCCUAAAGAAGAGGACCAGGUUUACAAAGACCAAACAGAGAUGAAAGAAGACCCUCUGAAAACUGGAGAGACAGUGGGAGGAAGGGAAACUUCAUCAGACAAAAAUGGGAGAGUUCAGGUCCAGGAUCAAACGGGACAUCAGGAACAGAAGCAGCUCCAUUGAUCCAACUCCUCUGAUGGCUGAUCAAUCAGUUUGAUCUGUGUGUGACCAGUGCUGUGAGUCAAACAGCAUGAUCACAGGACCAUAGUAAUGCUUUUUGUUCUCAUUUAAUUUGCCUUUUUUUUAAAUUGUAAAUUUGGUUUUAAUGUAAAAUAUUAUAAUAAUUAUUAUUCUAUGAGUUCAACCUCUGUCACUCUGACCUUUGAACUUUUUCUGCAUUUUGUGGUUUGGCUGUUUCAGCGUUGUAACACAGAAACGCAGAUUCUAUUUUAAGUCCAGUUUCCUGUUGUUGGUGUUCAGAUGUGAUGCAGCCUCCUCCACCCAUCCUGUUUCCUUAUCAGGACCCCCCUCCCCCCCUUCACUUUAGUGCUCCAGUCAAAACUGAUCGGUCGGCUCUUAAAUUAGCAUAACAAACAUUUUUCACCACCAAAUACAGUUCAGUGGGUCGUCAGUAGGUCGUUCAGGCAAUGGGGGGGCAUUUCCUAUGGUUUGACCGGGAACACCACAGAUGUAAAACGUUGAUUAAAACACUCAAAAUUCAGUGAAAUAGGUGCUCAUCACUUUUAUGUUCAAGUGCAUAGUGGGGAGGAUGUCAUAAGACCUCGAGCCAAUCGGAUGGAAAACACAAUAUUUAUGAGUGUUUUAAGUUGUAAAUUGGAUUCGACCUGAACAUGACAGGAAGGUUACUCAUCUUUCUUCUCUGGACUGUUGGAUAGAGCCGCGUGACCUGCACAGAGACUACACAUGGAAAUGAGCAGCAGAGCUCAAAUCUGUCAGCUUUCCAUCUGCUUUUUUAGAUUGGUUAUUAUCUGUUAACACCAGUGUUGGUCAAGUUACUUGAAAAAAGUAAUCAGUAACUAAUUACUGAUUACUUCCCCCAAAAAGUA
Maylandia zebra (zebra mbuna) is the source of this 2751-nucleotide messenger RNA. NCBI's taxonomy places the organism in Eukaryota, Metazoa, Chordata, Actinopteri, Cichliformes, Cichlidae. The record is from RefSeq and is a predicted model, not a curated record.